Messenger RNA from Acaulospora colombiana, 2166 nucleotides. NCBI's taxonomy places the organism in Eukaryota, Fungi, Glomeromycota, Glomeromycetes, Diversisporales, Acaulosporaceae. The record is from the annotation of a GenBank genome assembly.
AUGUCUCCCUCUGAAUCCCUCACAUUGGUGCAGAGGGUAUUGGUUGACGACUCAAGUAUUAUUCAGAGACAGCCGCAACGAAUUAACGAUGAUAUUCUGAUUAGAAUAUUCCUACACGUAAUGAUAGAGGAUUGGAGUCGAGUCAGGAAGGCGAAAAAGUGUGCUUAUCUCGUUCGGUGCACGCACGUAUGUCGAUAUUGGCGUACAAUAGCUCUCAAUUCCCCUGUUUUAUGGCAGUUUAUUCCAAUCUGGCUAACCUAUACAGCCAGACGAGAGGAAAGUUGGUUUGCAGAGCUCAGCGCUAGAUAUGAGCGAUCAAGAGAAUCAAAGGAGCUCUUCAUACUUAUCAGGAAAGCACCAGACGCUUGUUUCAGUUUAGGAUUUGGCAAUAUUUUCAGCACAAUAAUCCAGCCAAAUCUUCAUCGGUAUCGAGAGAUCGUCAUUCUACACGACGACGAGACGAUAUAUAGACUUUUGGAGUAUGGAAGUGCCCUUGAAGUCCUAAAGGUGCUUUCGGUCCAUGUAGUCAGAGGGAAACUUCCAAUGGCAGAGGGGAGCACUCAAUUUCGUCUUACGAGGGAUCAUUCUCCUCCCCUUCUUGAGGACUUUUCCAUCUAUAGUCGAUCCUCUCGAUUCAAAGUCGACCCUUCCUUUUUCGGAUCUAAGCUCAAGAAGCUCUGCCUUCGAGAUGAUUAUGCAACGUUGUCUGAAGCUCAUCAAAUACUUUCAGGGAUUGCAUCCACCAUCGAAGAUCUCAGAGUAGGAAUCUCGCUUCCUUCCCAGCAUCCGCCACCAUCUCUUGAUCCUCUGUACUUUCCAAAAUUGAACAGUCUUUCUGUGACAAGUUUCCCUACAUUCUUGGACGAAGGCGUUCCAAGGUUCUCUUCGUUCGAAGUGUUCGGCAACACAAGCGAUGCCCCGCUUCGCCUUCCCUCUCUCAGGAACUGUGUCGUUUCAACUACUGCAGAGUUUCCCCCUCAGAUACAGAGGGAUCUAAUUACCCAAGCGAUCAUUAAAUUCAUAAAAAGCCUGCCUACCUCGCUUCCUCUCUUACAAUUGACGUCCAUACCUCCUGGAGGAUCACCCUAUAUCUGGUCACACCUCCUGAGCGAGUUAUCAUCCACCAAUAAUGGAAAUGACUCUCGCCCCACUUUUAUUCUCCCAAAACUACUGUCCGUAGCAUUUCACGGCUGUCCUGGCCUUUUGGAUGCAGAUGUUCGUCAUCUCAUCGCGUCAAGAGAAAAAGGACACUCUAUGGACCCUCCAGCCUUAAGACACGCCAAGGACACCCAUCGUUUCUUGGUGGCAGGCGGAGGACACGCCUGUGGCGCACUUCCUAAAGCGCUGCGUCGAUGCCUCUCUCCUCAUCAAAAUUACUGGCCUGGGCACAAAAAAGGCGGAGGAGUAAGGCUUUUGAGACGCUGUCUCAAGCCAAACUCCAUCAGAUGCAGGAGGAACCGACUGUCAUACAGCCCGCGCUCAUCAACGAUGACAUUCUCAUUAAAAUUCUGCACCAUCUCGUGUUCGAUGAUCUGCAUAUGGCUCGACAUGGAAAACAACAGCUAUUUCUCCUACACUGUACUCACUCAGCAACGCCACAAGGAAGAUCAUACACAAAAGAUGCUACAGAUGCGACUUGCGAGGGCAGGUCCUUCUGCAGACCUCUUCAUUUUGAUGAGAUACACUCCCUCUACCGACAACAUCCAAAAUAGGGUCCAUGACGUCCUCAAAGCAGUUUCUCCGACGUUAGAAAGUCUCUCCCUAGCUGUCACAUAUGCAAAAGACCAAGAGGGAGCCCUACCUCCCAUCACUUUUCCCGUAUUGUCCUACAUUGCCAUCUGUGGUACCGAAAGAUAUGGCACUCCACCACGUCUUUGCUCCUCUUUUGAGGUAUUUGGCACUGUGGAAGGCGAUGCAUCACUCCAAUUUCCUUCGUUAUCGAGCUCUUCCCGGGUCGAUCCAUACAUUACAAUUCCAGACUUGGUCGAUGAAGGACCCUUCUCGAAUAUAUGGAGAACUGGGGCGGUGGAAGAACAGUGCUCUUUAGUAAAUUAUACAGAGUGUACUUUUACGAAUGUCAUGGGAUCACUGAUGAGGCGAUCCGACGAUUCAUGGCGAGCAGGUUAUCAGGCGCUCAAGCGGCCCCACCCGUAUGUGGGCGCAUAG